AUGGCGCGACGUUCAGCCCGGCUGCAGAAGCCUGCAGAUGUUGCCGCCAAAGCAGACGACAGUUUCACAACAGCGCAAGAAAGCGUGUCGCUAACGGAGCUACCGUCGCUGCCCGAGUUUCCCGAACUCCCUGAGCCUGCCCCCACGAAGACGCCGCGAAAGGUGGUUGCGCAGUCGCAGACAGCUGCUACACCGACAGCGUCCAAGAGCAAGUCACUGCUGCCCGCUGCCAGCCGCACCCCGAAGAAUCGCACGCCCAUUAAGCCUGCCGGCGAGGAGAUGCAUCCAGCGCUGCAUCACGCUACCACAGCAAAGAUUCGGGACGAGGCGCGUUGGUUGGGCUUCCAGUCGCUGGGUUCUCACACGGCACCGCCAAAAGCAGCUGCUGGCAUGAGCCACGGAACGCCUUCGAAGACGCCUGUGCCUGCGUCCACCAACAAGAUCCUCGGCCCCGACUCGUCGCCCGACUUCCACUUCCGCUUCAAGGCCCCGCUUUCCACCGAUUUGAAGGGCGUCAAGCAGGCUGAUGCAGGCCUGAGCCCGAGCACGCGCAAUCUCUUGCAGAGCACCCCGCGCAAGAAGGCGGCGCCCAGCGGCAAGAUGGCGCGCUUCAGCGACGUGCACAUGGCUCAGUUCAAGAAGAUGGACUCAAUCGCGAACCAUGCGUCGGCUUUCCGCGCAGACCCCAGCCGAUUCAAGCCAGUGGGUGGUCCAUCGUUGAAGAAGACGCCUUCCAAGCCGGACCUGGCGAAACCGGAGUCGAGCAGGUUGAAGCGUACACAGUCGAAGAUGGACCUGGCUGAGUCCGCUGCAAGCAAAACCGCCUCCACGCCGUUGAAGCGCCCGCAAUCUACCGUUCGCCCUGGUCCUUCUACACACGACCGCGAAGACAGACCAGGCCCAAGCACAAAGCGUGUCAAGAGAACCGAAGCUGACGAUGCUGCUUCCACUCGUCCCGUCUCUCGUGAUAGCGAGGCUGAAGCUGCGUCUGUGGCUCCUACUCCCACCCCAGCCCGUAAAAUCACUUCCCAGACUGCGCUGCCUCGCCUUGCCGAUAGGCUCAUGACGCCUACCAAGUCCUCCAUGGCACGUUCGCAAAGCGUCAAGGUCGCAAGGUCAACGUCUAUGAUUCCCUCUGUGCAGCAGGCACCCUCUACAAGCAACAUGUUCUCCCCUACCAAUGUAGCGAGGGCUAUGCGAGACAGCGCCCGUGACAGUAUGCGCAAGUUCUCAAAUGAUCCUCAGAAGGUCGCAGAAGGCACGCACAUGUCUCCCCCACCCGCUUUCACCUUUGAGAGGGCCUUCCCUACUGUACCUGCCACGGCUCCUGCCAAGAAGCAUGUCAACUUCUCGAGCAGCACGGUGGAGCGGGCAAUCCACGACGAGCUGGGCAAGUCUCCAUCGCCUAUGAAGUUCAAGGCUGGUGGUGAAGUGCCUGCUGGAGCCGUCAUUUAUCCUAAUGUACAGCCAAGCGUUCAGUAUCCAGACCUUCCUCGAGUCGAUGAGUCGCCCGUCGCUUCGCCCUCACGGCGUUUGACAUUUGGUGAUGAGACGGCUACCCACCCACGCCAAUUCUCAUUUGAGUCUGGCAAGCGUGCAGUUUUUGGUCCCGCAUCAACCGGCACUAUUCGGAUGGUUCGUCCAAGCGAUGCUUCAGCCCCUCUCGACGGAACCAAGCGAAAGCUAGAGAGUGUCCAGGAGGUUUCUGAUAAGGAGAAUGAUGGACCUGAUGAAGACGACAUGCGUUCCCGGAAGAAGAUGAAGCCCACCCCUGCGCCGCCAAAGACACCCGCCAGCACCAGCAAGCUACCUCGUCGUACUCCCGGCCGUACUCCCAGCCGUGGAAGCGCUAUCAGCAAGUCCAGACUCGCUUUUCUAGCCACUCCUAAGCGGAGCAAGGCCUGA
This is a messenger RNA of Dothidotthia symphoricarpi CBS 119687, 1905 nucleotides long. RefSeq lists its product as uncharacterized. The record is from RefSeq and is a predicted model, not a curated record. The transcript has 5 exons. Lineage: Eukaryota; Fungi; Ascomycota; Dothideomycetes; Pleosporales; Dothidotthiaceae. The coding region runs from base 1 to 1905 and encodes 634 amino acids.